Molecule: messenger RNA, 3610 nt
Organism: Lethenteron reissneri (Far Eastern brook lamprey)
Lineage: Eukaryota; Metazoa; Chordata; Hyperoartia; Petromyzontiformes; Petromyzontidae
Gene: AK7
Product: adenylate kinase 7
Biological process (GO): nucleobase-containing compound metabolic process
Molecular function (GO): nucleobase-containing compound kinase activity; ATP binding
Source: RefSeq, a predicted model, not a curated record
AAGUGCCACGACCACGCGCGACGUUGCCACGGCAACGUUGACAACAGAGAGAGCGAGAGGAGAGGCCGGCUGCCAUGGAGGAGGAGGCGACCGCGGCUCCCAGAGCCCGCCGCGUCUUCAUCAACCGCGUCGACUCGUUCCUGGGUAGGAGCCUCGCGCGGCAUUUGUCGGGCUGUGUGGUCGGAGCAUCCUUGGAAAGCAUGGAAGGGAUGGAAGAGGACGAAGAAGAGGAGGCGCAUGAUGAGAUGGAUGGGGAAGGAUCUGGACAGGGCCCAUCAAAGGCAGCUCGUGUAAAGAUGACUUACCAGGUUGUGGGCACCCUUGGACAACCUGAAAGCCCGGAGCCUGAUUUUGUGCAGCAAAUCGUGAAGCCUUCGUCACGCGAAGACCUGCUUUGCCAUCUGAUGGAGUGUGACAUCAUUGUUUACAACAUCACGGAGGAUGCCGAUCAGACAGAGGAAGCCUCCUGGGCAGUCACCGAAUUUCAUGAGAAGUUGAAAAGCUUUGAAAAUCCCAAGAUGUUUGUUCUGUUGUCUACGAUAAUGACAUGGGCACGUACCAGGCCUCUGGACCCUGAUGAUCCAGAGCUGGACUUCACGGAGGAAGAUUACCGGAGGAGGAAGCCCCAUCCCAACUUUACACAGGAGAUAGAUGUAGAAAGACUUGUCAUCAAGCUGGGAAAAACGAAUAAAACCACGUUCUCCACCUUUGUGCUGGCAUCUGGUCUCGUGUAUGGAAUGGGAGAGAGUGUUUUUCAUCACUUCUUCAAGACAGCGUGGCUUGGAGAAUUGUCUGCCCUGCCGAUAUACGGACCCGGAAGCAACAUUGUCCCAACUAUCCACGUUAAAGACGUAGCUGGUGUGGUGCAGAAUAUAUUGGACAGAAAACCAAAGGUCCACUACUUGCUUGCUACAGACAGCUCAAAGCACACACUGGAGGAGAUCGUCAAGGCCAUCAGCAAACACUUGGGACCUGGUAAAACCAUAAAAGUGCCCAAGGAAGAAGCACUCCUGUCAAGAGACCUCGUGCAAUCGGAUUACGACCACCUGCUCGUGAAUCUGCGAUUCGAUGCGCAGUUCUUGCGCGGGGGCAUGAACAUCCACUGGGUUGCUGAGGGUGGCCUGGUGGAGAACAUCGCCACCAUCGUCAGGGAGUACAAGGAGACACGAGGUCUGCUGCCCAUGCGUGCCUGCGUGCUUGGCCCGCCUGCCGUGGGGAAGACCUCCCUGGUGGAGAAACUCUGCAAGCACUACAGGCUGCACCACAUCAAGGCCAAGGACGUCGUAGAUGGGGCCAUCGAGAGGCUGGAGAGGAUAGCAGCUCGGGCACAGAAGGAGGGCGAAGAGGAGGAACACAGAGAGACGGAGGAGGAAGAGGAAGGAGGAGGAGAAGCAGAGGAAGAGGGGGAAUCAGCUCAGGAUGCACAGGAGCUGCUGGAAGCUGUGAAAGAAAGCUUGGAACAAAACAAUGGUCGGCUUGAGGACACGUACCUGGUGAGGUUCUUCAAGGAGAAGCUGCGCUCCAUGUCGUGCCAGAACCAAGGGUUCAUUUUGGACGGUUUUCCCAAAACCUACGCCCAGGCCAAGGAGCUGUUCACUGGGGAAGACGAUGCUGAGGAGGAGGAAGACGCAAUAUCGGGCAAAGAAAAUCACUACGACAAGAGCAUCAUACCAGACUUGGUGGUUUCCCUGGAGGCCCCGGACGAUUUCCUGCGUGACCGCGUGAUGAACCUGCCCGAGGCCGUGGUGUCCGGCACUCACUACACCGAGGAGUCCACUCUGCGGCGGCUGGCCGCUUUCCGCGCGCACAACACCGUCGACGAGACCAUGCUCAACUACUUUGAGGAGCAGAGCGUCGCCGUCGCGCACUACGAUGUAACCAAGGAAGAUGCUGAAUUCCUGCUGCUGGCACACCAGCUGCUCAAACGGAUGGGCGAGCUGCGCAACUACGGCCUGACGGCCGAGGAGAGGGAAGAAAUCUUCCGGCGUGCGGCGGAGGAGAGGAUGAGGCAGGAGGCCGAGAAGUGGGCCGAGUGGGAGAGACACGAGGCGGUGGAGGCGGCCGAGAGGGAACGCAAGCUCAACGAGUGGCAAGCCAAGCUGGAGGCAGAGAGGCAGCAGGAGCAGGAGCUCCUGGCCCGCGAGACGGUCCCCCUGCGCGAGUAUCUGCUCGCACACGUGAUGCCCACGCUCACCACGGGGCUCAUCGAGUGCUGCUCCAUGCGACCCCCAGACCCCGUCGAUUUCCUGGCAGAGUAUAUAUUCAAGAACAAUCCUCAGGUUGACUAAGUCAAGCUGAUCCACCCUCACAGAAUGGUCCAGAGAGCCCUUUAAAUGCAAGCCAUGCAUGCGAAUUACAUUUAACAUUAAAAAAAGAACACCACUGUUAUACAAUUGUCACAAUAGAAAUAUUUUUAAGACGGGAACAUAACACAAAACACAAGUUCUCAAGUGUAAGACGCAUUUUAAUUGAGAGCCUGCACAAAUGUACGUUUUUGUGUGACAAAGGUUAACUUAAAUAUAUGUUUUAAUAAAAAAAAUGUGUUUGGCAGAGUGCAUGUUUGUUCAACAAUCGUUAUGACGAUGGAUAAACAAACACAAGUGGUGUAAUUCUUGUUUUAUGUUUCUUGUUUGUGUUUUCGUGAAAACGUGUUGACAUCUCUGUUAACAACACUGGUAAAUUACCGAGACAUUCCAUGUUGGCCAUUCUACUGCCCAAAGCUCACUUGAUAGAUUAUUUCAGCAGUGGUUUUUAAUCCAGAUCUCAAAAACCCCAGAUCUCAAGUUGACCAAGUUCUAAUGUUCAGCUUAUUGGUCAAUAAACUGUAUGGAAUGAAAAUGGGUACAUGACACAGCAUCAUACUGCACGUGGGUGGCCUGAGUUGGAUUUAGGAUCACCGGUGAAACAUUUUAGCCCUCUCACUCAGCGUUUCUCCAACUCCAGCCCCCGUGAGACACCCACGGCACACCAUUCCACAUCUACCAAUCUUCCAACUUCAUGUGCAAAAAAUAACCCACGGCACGUUGCACGCUCACGCACGCUAACGCAUGCUCACAACAGUUGUUAAGCAAAAAAUAAAGAUGCAUCCUGCGGGCCAGCGAGGACUGGGGUUUGAGAAACAACGCUCCAAGUCAGCAGCUGCAAGUUAACUGCGCCGCUCGUUCUUGACGACCACGGCGGGCUCCUGCAGUUGCAUAGCGGUCACUUUCUCCACCAGCUCUCUCACGUAGACUUUAAACAGCGGCUCAACGUCCUGCAAGAAGACGCCUCGGUGUCAACACCUCAUCGUUUCUAACGCACCACUUAAACCACUUUCCCUGUUCAAUAGUAGGCAUGCAACCAUUCACCAUCGAGUGGAAUGAUUCAUUUUCACGAGGAAUAGUUUGAUUCGAGAAUCGGUGAAAUUCGUGCGAUUGUCAUCUCAAAUAGGAUUCUAUUUUUUUCCCCCUUUUUGUAACAGUAUAUCAUUUGCUAAACAUUAUCUCGUACACAGUUUUCAAUGUAUCGCAAGUGUAAACAUUGAUUUUAAUCGAUGAAUCAAAGCGUCGUUACACGCCUACACAUCUUUAUGUGAUUGGUACACAAAAUAAAAAUCAACCUUGCAACUGUA